AUCUGAAGUUUUGACGCAGUGACUGGCAGUCGAGCGUCUUCAGACGUCACAGUUUGUCCUUAGUUUCGAGUCCCUCCUGCAUAUUCAAGGUAGUUCCGUAGAAGCGCUUGCUGACACCGAUCGUCCUAAGAGCCGAGAAUUUUCCUCCUUGGACGGUUCCAGUUCAAAUACCCUACAGAAACUGGUCGAGGGGCGUUGUCGAAGGGUAUGCACAGUGCCUGUGUGGAACGUGCGGGAACCUCCAGGGUGAAGGGCCGAGCUUGUGCCCGUCUUGGGAGCUCACUGGACGCAGACCUGUUGUUUUGGUCAACACGCGUCAUUACCUCGGUGAGCCGACUGGAAAAAACCUCAAGUUAAUUUUGUCCACGGCGUGCGUGACUGAUCUCACGACUGUAGAGAGCGAUUUAUUUGUGAUUGUAGUAAUAAUGUUACAGAUGGCUCCUUCACCUACUACGGUUCCUCCAGCUCCAGUGAAGCCAAGUGCUUCAAGUGAAAAGGCUGAAUUUAUUCGUCCAGACCUGCCAAGUCGCUGCACAUGGCACCUUGGAGCAGACAAGAAAAAUAGCCCUCAUUUUGAGCAACAAGUUGUGCCAAAAGAGAAAAUUUUGCCUAACGUGCUGGAUGCAAUUGGCCACACGCCAAUGAUAAGAUUAAAUAGAAUUCCAGCUGCAUAUGGAGUUAAAUGUGAAAUGUUGGCUAAAUGUGAAUUUCUCAAUCCGGGAGGAAGUGUAAAGGAUAGAAUUGCAUAUCGCAUGGUAGAGGAUGCUGAACGUAAAGGUCUUCUGAAACCUGGAUGUACUCUUAUAGAGCCUUCGUCUGGAAAUACAGGCAUUGGUCUUGCAAUGGCAGCAGCUGUCAAAGGCUACCAUUGCAUAAUAGUAAUGCCAGAGAAGAUGUCAAAUGAGAAAGUCGAUGUUCUUCGUGCUCUUGGUGCUGAAAUUAUUCGUACUCCAACUUCUGCUGCUUUUGAUUCUCCAGAAGGUUUAAUAUCAGUUUCUCAGAGACUCAACAGAGAGAUACCAAAUUCGAUAAUCUUGGAUCAAUACAGAAAUGCUAGUAAUCCAAUUGCCCAUUAUGAUCUUACUGCUGAGGAAAUUAUUGACCAGUGUGAUGGUAAAAUAGAUAUGAUUGUUUGUGGAGCUGGAACUGGAGGCACUAUUUCUGGGAUUGGUCGUAAGAUUAAAGAAAAAUGCCCAAAUUGUAAGGUAGUUGGUGUAGAUCCUCUUGGUUCAAUUCUUGCUCUACCUGAAGAUUUGAAUAAAACAGAAGUUUCAUUUUAUGAGGUGGAAGGAAUUGGAUACGAUUUCAUUCCAACUGUCUUAGACAGAACUGUGGUUGAUGAAUGGCAAAAGUCUGGUGACAAGGACUCGUUGAUAAUGGCCAGAAGAUUAAUAAAAGAUGAGGGUUUACUUUGUGGUGGAAGCAGUGGCUCUGCGAUGGCUGCAGCUGUAAAGGCAGCAGCUAGUCUGAAGGAAGGGCAGAGAUGUGUUGUUCUUUUACCUGACGGCAUUAGGAAUUAUAUGACCAAAUUUGUGUCUGACCAGUGGAUGCAGGCCCGUGAUUUUAUUGAAGAAACUGGAUCACAAAACCACUGCCUGCGGAAUGACAAAUCGGCCAACGACAAAUCAAGCAUGGACAAGAUCAAAUAAGAAGAUAAAAUCUGAAUUCAGUGAAGAAAUUGAAGACUGAAACUGCUAUAUGCUCUUCUUUCUAUAUCGCAACCAAUUACAGAUACGAUAUUCUUAUUUACAGUUGUAGUAUUGAAUCAUCAUCAUUGUUUUGUUAAUUUUUAAUGUUUGUUGUAAUUCAUUUAUUUUAUGAUGUAAAUUUCAGAGAAUCAUUAAUAUUUGUUUAUCAGCACUCGCAACAUAAUUUUGAGUUUUCUUUGAGCCUGAACUCUUUUAGUUUAGGGAAUAUAUACAUUUGUAGUAUGUACUUUUGUGUGUCUCAGGUUCAUCAUGUUGUAAUGUACUAAUCCAUGCUUGAAUAUACAUUUCCUUCCUGCAUAUGAUUAUAUAAUGCAUUUAUCAAUUAAUUACCUGUUGAAGGUGUAUGCAAAAAUCGUGGAUGUAACUGUUUAUUGCAACCACAAUAGUAGCCUAUUGUUAUUGUUAAUGCUAGUUUUAUAUUAAAAUGUGAUUCUCCAUUUCUCACAUCACAUUUUGGAUAGUUUUCUUUUUUUUAAGAUACUAGCGCAAUAUUGAACAUUAAGUCUGCUUAUAUAAGUAAACUUUUGUAUUCAUCAUUUUCCACUCCUAUUGAUGUACCUCAGUUAUUAAGUUAUAAUAACCUUUAAAUAUAGAAUGUUAUUGAAUUCGAGUCACAUUUGCAAAAGUAUAUCAUAAAUUAGCUGUUUAAAACUUUUUUGAAUGGUUAUCAAUUGAGAUGAUUAGUAAGAUACAGUAAUAUUUGUAACUUAAGUUCAUGUAAUGUAUUCGUUGCUCAGUGAAGUAUUUUGUAGCAUGUGUUCUGCUUAUUGUACGUAAUAUUAUUUCAAAUUUAUGAGUUAGGCUCUCCAAGACUUGAUGUACUUAAUUAUACAUUUGAUUUUGCUCUCAAGAUCAAUUAUACUAGUACUAGUGCUGAUAAUAUUGCAGUUUUUGCAGAUUUUGAAUAAAAAAAUGAAUAAGAA
Gryllus bimaculatus (two-spotted cricket) is the source of this 2632-nucleotide messenger RNA. Lineage: Eukaryota; Metazoa; Arthropoda; Insecta; Orthoptera; Gryllidae. The record is from the annotation of a GenBank genome assembly.